AUGCCAGCGUCUAAUGGUGAUAGUGUUAAAGUUGCUGUAAGAGUUAGACCAUUUAAUCAGAGAGAAAAGAAUGCAGGAUCAAAAUGCAUUAUAUCUAUGAAUGGGGCUUCAACAACUAUAACCAAUCCUGAUAAUGGUGACAGUAAAACAUUUUCUUUUGAUCAUUGUUAUUGUUUCACCCUGCCUUUUGGUCAAAAAUAUAUUUUCUUAUUUCAGAAUAAAGUGUUUAGUGACCUUGGUAAAGGUGUAUUAGACAAUGCUUGGCAAGGUUAUAAUGCUACAUUAUUUGCCUAUGGACAGACUGGGUCUGGUAAGAGUUACUCUAUGACCGGCUAUGGUAAUAAUAAAGGUAUUGUACCUAUAACUUGUGGUGAACUAUUUAAAGCUAUUGAAAGUAACAAAGAUGACAAGAAACAAUUGAGGGUAACAUUCAGUAUGUUAGAAAUAUAUAAUGAACAGAUCAGAGAUCUAUUGGUUAAAGGACAACAAAAACAAGGUGGUUUAAAAGUUCGACAGAAUCCUAAAGUUGGGUUUUAUGUUGAAGGCUUGAAGCAAGUACCAGUAAGUAAUUAUAAAGAAAUAGAACAGUUAAUGAAUCAAGGUGCUAUCAGUAGAACUACAGCCUCUACCAAUAUGAAUGCUACUAGUAGUAGAUCACAUAUGGUUAUAACUAUUAAAUUUGAACAGGUAUUUAUGAAUGUAUCUGGUGAAAGUACUACUAAAAGUAGUGAGAUAAAUCUAGUUGAUUUAGCUGGUAGUGAAAGAGCUAAUAGUACUGGUGCUACUGGUGAUAGAUUAAAGGAAGGAGCUGCUAUCAACCAGAGUUUAUCAUCUCUUGGUAAUGUUAUUAGGGCUUUGGCUGAUAUUUCUGGAGGGAAGAAGAAAGUGAUUGUACCAUACAGAGAUUCUGUUUUAACUAAACUAUUACAAUCUGCUCUUGGUGGUAACAGUAGAACUAUUAUGAUUGCUGCCUUAAGUCCAGCUGAUAUCAACUAUGAUGAAACAUUAUCAACUUUAAGAUAUGCCGACAGGGCUAAAAAGAUUCAGAAUAAUGCUGUAGUAAAUGAAAGUCCUACAGAAAGAUUAAUUCGAGAAUUAAAAGAAGAAAAUGAAAGAUUAAUGGCUAUGUUAAAAACUGGUGGAAAUAAAAAAACAGAUAAUUCAGAAGAAUUAAAAUAUCUGUUGGCUGAAAAUGAAAGACAAAUGGGU
Molecule: messenger RNA, 1209 nt
Organism: Lottia gigantea (owl limpet)
Lineage: Eukaryota; Metazoa; Mollusca; Gastropoda; Lottiidae
Exons: 9
Biological process (GO): microtubule-based movement; cytoskeleton-dependent intracellular transport
Cellular component (GO): microtubule; kinesin complex
Molecular function (GO): ATP hydrolysis activity; microtubule motor activity; ATP binding
Source: RefSeq, a predicted model, not a curated record